CAGGGCAGCUCCCAGAAUACAAUCUGAAGCCCUGAGACCUCUCACUCUACUGCAGGAUUACUACAAAACAACACCACAUAAACUGCUUUACUGUUCAAAGUAAAAGUACUUCAACUACUCCGGAGUCUGCUCAUUCUACAAGAGGAACUACAACAUCUACAGAAACUAAUUCAUCUACUGAAGAAAGUACUCCUUGCUACUACUGUAACCACUAAAUCAACCGCGGGAUUACAACAGUCCACCACAAACUCUUUCAAGAUCCGCCCUGCUGAGGUCAAAGCAAUCAGAACCCAACCAGAGACACAAGAACCUGGCACCUCAAGCUGGAGAAGAACCAGAAACCAGAAGCCAGAACCAGGCCAAAGCCAGCACCCGACCAGUAAGCCAGUAAAAGUCUGGAGAGGACCAAACAAGGCCAAGACACACCAGAAGAGACCAGUAGAAAUCAGUAAAGGCCAUUGGAAAAGUUUGAUGGGACUGCUGACGAUAGCCACAUGCCUCUGAGUCCGGCUGCUGACACCAAACAUGAUCGCCCACGGCAACAGGCGGUUACUAACGGCAACCCGACAGGCUCUGCUGUUGCCAGGGACGACGACGCGGAUGACACGCCCCCUGGGAAUAGCAUUGUCGUCCGCAUUGGCAUCCCGGACCUGCAGCAGACGAAGUGUUUGCGGUUGGACCCAGAGUUACCAGUUUGGACCAGUAAGCAGAGGGUUCUGGUGACGUUGACUCAGUCUCUGUCGGAUGUUUUGAACUAUGGUCUCUUCCAGCCGGCGUUCAACGGCCGAGCCGGAAAGUUUCUGGACGAGGAGCGACUGCUGAAGGAGUAUCCUCUCCCCCCCAUCACACCCAUCCCAUACCUGGAGUUUCGUUACAAGAGGAGAGUUUACACGCAGAGCUACGUGGACGAUAAACAGCUGGCCAAGUUACACACCAAGGCCAAUCUGAAGCGUUUUAUGGAACAUGUUCAUCAGAAGAAUGUGGAGAAGGUUUCCAGAUGGCUGGAAAAAGGCCUGGACCCCAACUUCCAUGAUUCUGACAGUGGAGAGUGUCCUCUGACCCUGGCGGUGCAGUUGGAGGAGAGCUGCGACUUGAUCAAAGUCCUUCGCAGUGGGGGAGCUCACCUGGACUUCAGGACCAGAGACGGCAUCACCGCUCUGCACCGAGCCGUCCUCUGCAGGAACAGCGCCGCGCUCACUACCCUGCUGGACCUCGGCGCGUCUCCGGACUACAAGGACAGCAGAGGUCUCACUCCUCUCUAUCACUCUGCCAUGGUGGGUGGCGCCCCCUACUGCUGCGAGCUGCUGCUGCAGGACCAUGCAACCAUCGGGAUGACUGAUGAGAACGGGUGGCAGGAAAUCCACCAGGCGUGUCGCUAUGGUAACGUGCAGCACUUGGAGCACCUGCUGUUCUACGGCGCUGACAUGAGUUCCCAGAAUGCAUCGGGAAACACGGCACUGCACCUCUGUGCGCUCUAUAACCAGGACAGCUGUGCCAGAGUGCUGCUGUUCAGAGGAGCCAACAAGGACAUCAAGAACUACAACAGCCAGACUGCCUUUCAGGUGGCGAUCAUUGCUGGGAACUUUGAUCUCGCAGAAAUCAUCAAGAUCCACAAAACCUCUGAUGUUGUUCCCUUCAGAGAAACUCCCUCCUACACCAAACGCCGCCGAGUCGGCGUGACCAGGACGCCGGCCGGAAACGGUCUCUCAUCUCCGCGCUCUCUGAUUCGUUCUGCCAGUGACAACGCUCUGGAGAGCCCCGCCUCCUCCCCUGGCCCCUCCCUCCAAAGCCUGGAGACACACCACGACACGCACACGCACUCGCUACGACGACAACCACGCCGACUCAGCCCGGGCGCUGGAGGUCACGUGGAGACCAGCCCCCCACCCUCCCCUCCCCUGACCCCCCAGAUGAGGAAGAGGAGGCUGUACAGCGCCGUGCCAGGGCGCACCUUCAUCGCCACCCGGUCCCACGUCCCCCAGGGGCCCGGCGAGAUCCAGCUGCACCGAGGAGAGAGAGUGAAAGUGCUGUCUAUAGGUGAGGGAGGAUUCUGGGAAGGAAGUGUCAAAGGAAGAACUGGUUGGUUUCCUGCCGACUGCGUUGAAGAAGUCCAGAUGAGACAAUACGACCCCAGACUGGAGACCAGGGAGGACCGCACCAAGAGACUGUUCAGACAUUAUACUGUGGGAUCCUACGACAACUACACCUCCUACAGUGACUACGUGAUCGAGGAGAAGGCGGCCGUGUUGCAGAAGAGAGAGAGCGAGGGAUUCGGCUUCGUCCUCAGAGGAGCUAAAGCCGAGACGCCCAUCGAGGAGUUUGCCCCCACCCCGGCGUUUCCCGCUCUUCAGUACCUGGAGUCAGUUGACCAGGGGGGCGUGGCUUGGAGGGCAGGGCUACGGACCGGAGACUUUCUCAUAGAGGUGAACGGCACCGACGUGGUGAAGGUGGGUCACCGACAGGUCGUCGCUCUGAUCCGACAGGGAGGAAGUCACCUGCUGAUGAAAGUCGUGUCUGUUUCCAGAAAAUCAGAAUCCAAUCUGCUCAGGAAGAAAGCUCCACCCCCUCCGAAAAGAGCCCCCAGCACCUCGCUGACGCUCCGAUCCAAGUCCAUGACCGCUGACCUGGAGGAGAUAGAGAAACUGGAUGAGAUGUUGGCCGGCGGCCAGCAGGAAGUCGUUCUGAGGGCCCGUCCGUCGGACGACUUCAGAGCCGCGACGGUCAAACAGCGACCGACCAGCCGACGAAUCACACAGGCUGAGAUCAAUUCCCUGUUUGAGCGUCAGGGUCUGGUGCCCCCCUCUGCCCCAGAGAAGAGCACCAUGCCUUUACCCAGAGGAAUGUCCAGAACCAAGAGUUUUGGCACACCUGAGGACGACAGGAUCACCGCUCUGAUCAAUGAGAAUCGGUUUCCACGGAGCUCCUCGCUGACGGACAGCUUCAUCCCUCCUCCUCCUCAGACAGCUCCCCCUCCUCCUCCCUCCGCCUCCUCCACUUCGUCGCUCUUCCUCCUUGACUCCGGGCCUCCUCCCUCCUUCCUCCCGCCCCCUCCCCCCGCCAGAGGGGAGGGGCUGACCCGCUCCAGCUUCAAGCCGGGAGCAGAGCCAAGGCUGCAGGAGCUCUCCGAUUCGCCGACGAGGAGCCACGCCCAUGCCGAGCGGCAGAGGAAGGCGAGGUCGAUGAUCAUCCUGCAGGACACGCCGCCGCCGCAGCCUGACACACAUGCUGUCGCCACGCACACCGCCACACACACGCUUCACACCGCCACGCACACCUCCACGCUGUCUCUCCACAGCACCAGCCCCGCCCUCGGCCACUCACCGCUGUCCCGCCGCCGGGGUCGACCAAUAGAAAACCCUUAUGCUAACGUGGGACAGCAGGCUCCACCCACCAAACCGCAGAGGAGGAAGUCACCUUUGUUGAAACAACUUCCUGUAGAGGAGCAGGGACUUGGAAUCAAAGAUCACGAUUUGUCAAAAUCAGACGGCGGCGGGCCCGGCAGCCCCAGCAGGGCGGAGUUGUACCAGCAGCAGGUCCUUUCAGAGCGUGCCCGGGUUCAGGGCCGCCGGUCGUCCCUCUUCCUGUCCGUUGAAGGGGCGGGGUCAGAAAACCAGGCGCCACCCCUCCUGACUCAGAGCCAUUCGAUGGAUGACCUCGGCGAGCUUCCUCCUCCCGCCCCGGUCCUAUCGCCUUCACCGACACCUCACACCUUCCUCCACCCACUGACAGGGAAACCUCUGGACCCCUCCUCUCCACUCGCCCUGGCUCUUGCUGCACGAGAACGAGCGCUCACCGCCCGAACGCCAAGCCCCGAGCCUCGAACUAAACACGCAUCUGCCUCCACUACACCCAUCCCCACCCCAGCCGCCAGCCCGGAGGGCAGACACAAGCGCACCCCUAUCGCCACUCCACAGAGCAGCCCUGAGCCCCGAUCCAAGCGCACCACCCCACAGACAAGCCCAGAGCAGCGAACCAAACGCACUACUCCUCAAACCAGCCCUGAGCUGAGGCAUAAACGCAUAACCCCGCCCCUGUUCCCUGACGGACAGGUGGAGCGUCCAGAAACAGAGGGAGGAGUGACGUCACCUGCCGGCCCCUGCCCUGAACGUUGGAGACCCUCCCCUUUGCCACCGCUGGCCAAUGAGAGUCACUCUGCUCUGAUUGACAGGCGCAGAAGCCUCACAGUGGGCAGCUCAGAGGAGGAGGGCGGGGCUUACACAGUGACACUCCCACCAGCAUUGUUGUCGUCCAGCGAUGAGGAAACUAGGGAGGAGCUGCGCAGAAUUGGUCUGGUGACUCCUCCCCCUGCCUUCGCCACUUCUCCUGCUCCUCCUCCCCCAUCCUCCCUCACUCUAUUGCCACGGCGAGGUGGGGAGGGAGGGGGAGGAGAGAGCGGUCCUGAUUCCCUGGGAAGACGAGAUGAGGAGGAAGGAGGUGACGAAAGGCUCCAUGACAGCUCCUCCUCCCCUAGCUCCCUCCCUCCCUCCAUCACCUUGGCCUCCCCUCCUGUUCCAUCCUCCCCCUCCUCCCCACCUGCUGCUCAUCCAUCUCCCUCAUCCGCCUCCACUUCCCCAUCAGGCCUAAAGCCUCGCCUCCGCUCGCCGAUCGGCCGGGGCCGCACGGCGCUUCGGGACCCGCUGCUGAAGCAAUCAUCCGACAGUGAGCUCCUCCCCUCUGCUGCAUCCUCCUCCUCUCCCUCCUCCCCACUCAGUUCCUCCCCCACUAGUGGUGGGGGCCGGCAGCCACGCUACCUAUUCCAGAGGAGGUCCAAGCUGUGGGGUGGAGGGGAUGAGCGUGGGGAGGAGCGGCGGGGCCUCAGCCCAGAGGAAGGAGGAGGCCGCCCGCCAGCACUGGGAGGUCAGGGGUCGGGGUCGGCUGUGGAUCUGACCAGCCGGUCAGCAUCGGCACUGGAGCUGAGCGGCAGGGCCGGGUCUGGACUGGAUCUGGCUAAUCGGCUACAGCUGCUCAACAAAGACAGUCACUCUUUGGGGGAGGAGCCGAGCCCCCUCGACCCAGGCCGGAGGUCACCAGUAGGAGGUGCCAGAUGUGUGGACAGUGGAGAGAGUAAAUCGCUGUUCUCCAGCCUCGGUGAACUCCACACCAUCUCCCAGCGAGGAUAUGGCGCCAGCUAUACGGUCCGACCAGGAAGUCGCUACCCUGUCACCCGCCGGAGCCCCUCUCCCUCCCCCUCUGAUAGGUCAAUAGGGCUGGCCUCCUCCCCCACCACCUGCUCUGAAAGGCCAGAUCUGAGCUCGGGUCGCGGUCUAACCAUCCUGAAGUCGUCCAGUCUCAGUCUCCCCUCUGAACCAAAGGAGGUUCGGUUUGUGAUGCGAAGCGCCAGCGCACGAACCCGCUCCCGUUCCCCUUCACCUUCACCCCACGCCUCACCUUGCCCCUCCCCGGUCCUCAGUGGCCCCCUGUUGGCCCUUCGGCCAUGGAGGCAGCGGCCCCUGAACCUGUGGAACAAAUACGACGUGGGUGACUGGCUGGAGAGCGUGGGCCUGGCCGAACACCGCCAGCGCUUCCAGGAGCAUGAGAUCGAAGGCUCCCAUCUCCCCGCCCUCACCAAGGAGGACUAUGUGGAGCUGGGUGUCACCAGACUGGGACACCGAAUCAACAUCGAGAGGGCACUCAGACAGCUGCUGGAUGGUUCCACUUGACCCCUCACCUCUGACCACAGACCUCUAGACAUCCUGAACUGUGACCUCAUAACCCCUGACCUCUGGUCAGACACUAGGCCAUCUCUUUGACUAGGAUAUCUUAGCAGUGAUUGAAUCUUUAGACCUUUUUACCAACACGGAGCCCAGCUCUCAUUUUGGCCUGUCAGCUGUUUGAUCAACUCGGUGCUGUUCGGAGCGGUAGCACCGAGCUCUGUGUCCAGUAUUUGGCUUUAGUUUUGACGUCUGUUAACAUCUAGUGCCUACUGUUCUUACUGAAAAAAAAAAAAAAAACGGGUCAGGAGCCAACCAAGCCGGAGCUGUUACUGAUACCGAUGCCAUUUUGACAAACUACCAUUUCGUUUAAGCACAAGGCCUUCAAACCAAAAACACGUCUGACAUUGCACAGAGCACGGUCCGUAUUUUCAAAAGGAGAGAACAGGCAGCUGCACAAGACAAAUCAGUAUCCACCAUGCUGGGUUUCCACCCGGUAUCACAGUCGAAGCCAAAAUAAAAUCAACUUCGACUCCAAAUGCGAUGACGGGAGGCGGCGACAAUUUUGCUGCAACUCUCCUCCCCCUUUAAGCCUGGCAGAAAAUGUCAGAGGACGAGGAUACCGGGCUAGAAAAUUAGGGUCGCGAUGAUUUACAUUCACACGUAGCAUCCUGGUUAGCUGCUUUGUAGGAUUAUGAGCUGCUUUUCAUUCUGCACACAACAUUGGCCAGGGCUGUUCACUCUGGGACGCUGAGGUCUAAGAAAGUCCAAAAAUAUUCAAAACCCUUCAAGUUGAGAUUCAGAGAGAAAAAAUUUUUGCAGCUUGUCUUUUUUUUUUUUUGACAGAAAUGUUGGCUGCACUCUCUUAAACUUGCAGCUACAUCUCAGGUUUUCAUGAGAAUUUAGCAGCAGCACAACAGCUAAAAGAUUCUUACCAGAGAAAACUAGUCAAAGGAAUUUACAGAGAGACGGCAGCACUCUGCAUUAUGGCUACUAACGAUUAUUUUCUCUGUUUUCUCUUGACCAACAGUCCAAAACCCCAAAAUAUUCAAGUUUUCUAUCAUAGAAAACUUUCAGACGCUGGAGCAUUUUGUCUAAAACAAUAACAAACCUAAAAAAUUACACAGUUAUUAAAAUUGUUGUCGAUUUAUUUUCUGUCGACCAACUAGUCAAUUGAUAAACCAAUCGUAUCAGCUCUACUCUCCCUCUAAUGUCCUUUCACUGACUGACUGGCUAAGCCUUAACGGUUACCCACAUUCUGCACUAGCUAGAGCUAGUUUUUCCAAAUACUGAUGUAAUGUAGCCGUUAAAAAAAAAAACUUUCUCAGUGUUUGUUUUCUGUGUAUUCCGAACUGAAUUACGGAAAAUACUGACUAAAAUUUCUGAGUUUUGACUUUGCAUUAGAUCCUGCUGAAGCUAGUUUACAGCGUGUCAUC
Xiphias gladius (swordfish) is the source of this 7087-nucleotide messenger RNA. It is a transcript of the gene shank3b, whose product is annotated as SH3 and multiple ankyrin repeat domains 3b. Bases 495 to 5660 code for a protein of 1721 amino acids. Gene Ontology annotation, cellular component: dendritic spine; postsynaptic membrane; postsynaptic density. Gene Ontology annotation, molecular function: ionotropic glutamate receptor binding; synaptic receptor adaptor activity. The transcript has 26 exons. The record is from RefSeq and is a predicted model, not a curated record. Lineage: Eukaryota; Metazoa; Chordata; Actinopteri; Istiophoriformes; Xiphiidae.